UUAUGUAGUCUAUAGAUCGAUGGAUUAGAGUUUUAAAUGAAUAUCGUCUCAUAUUUCACAGGAAAGAAAGAAAGCAAACUCAAAUGAAAGGGAAGGAGAGCACUUUCCCAAACCCUAAUUCAUGAACCGCCAUUAAUUUAAGACGAACAAGCAGCCACGCCACCAUCUCCUCCUCCCUUUUCUCCAUCGUAAAACGUUGGCAAGCCGCCAUCUCCUCCCCCAUUUCAUUCGAGCAACCACCAACAGCUAUCACUUGCUCCUUCACGCCUCAAGCACAACUUGGAGUAGUCGUAGAUAGGGGAUAAAGAGACGGUCGUACGAGGAAAUAUAUACAGGUUAAAAAAACAACAACAAGAAGCACAGAUUGGAACAAUUUCGCAACUUCUUGCCGGGGGAAUUGCCGCCGGUAAAACUUGUACUGCUCCUCUCGCUCGUCUCACCAUCUAAUUUCAGUAAAUGGCUGGUAAUCAAGGAAAAGGAAAGGAUUUUUUUAGACACAUGUUGAGUGGUAAUAGCUCUAGGCCUACCUCGCUCAGAAGGGACCCUUAUGAGAGGGGGGUAACGGGUUCUGCUAGGAGGGCCAGGCAGGAAGAGGCUGCCAGAUACAGUGUGGCCCAACGGUCGAGUGCGCUGAACGUAGGGCGUACUCGUAUUGAUGACCAGGCUAGCAGCCUCCAGAGUAGUUGGGGGGUUUCUAGUGAUGAUGAUGAUGAUGAUGAUGAUGAUGAUGAUGUUGAGUACGUAGGCGACGUUAUUCGCCCAACGGAGUGGACUGUUGUCCGGGGGUCGGACGGGAGAUUCACAUGUGGCGGCCCUAGUUCUUUAGGCGCAUAUGAGCGCUCUAGACGUAGUCUCGUCGAUAAUGAGCUGCCACGGGGGAGCAGGGGCUCACAGUCCGCUGGCAUGGACUGGUUAGUCACAUCGCCCCAGCCCGGGGGGCCCACAGAUACGCGCCUGAUACCUAGCUACGGCGGGCACAUAGCUAAACUUAUUUUUGACGGCUCCGAGCGUACGCCUCCGGUUUUGGAAUGCCGUAGUAGUAAGAGGUCGUUGGAGGCCAUCAUCAGACAGAGGGAUAUGAGCGAUGCGCUGUACGAUGUUCUACCUGCUACUCCCCUCGGCCGUCUGCCGUAUAUUAUGCACCAGCACAUCGACUGUGCUUUGAUAUCGGCCUUCGUGGAGAGGUGGCAGCCGGAUACGAACACCUUCCACAUGCCAUGGGGGGAGAUGACGAUUAUGUUGCACGAUGUGCAACGCAUAUUGGGCAUUUCUAUUGAAGGUUCUCUACCGGCCGAGCCUUCUGAGGUAGAGUGGCAGGACGGUAUCACCAAUCUGUUCGGGGAGCCCAUGUCUGAGCUACGGCGGAAAGGUGUAUUCAUCGGCGGCUGCGUCAACGUUGCUGAACUGAUGCAGUUGUGUCAUAGGUCCCAGGCCAUGGAUACCCAGUCGACAGCCUACUACAUGGCUAUUGUCGGCUCCACCCUGCUGGCGGAUAAGACCAGAACCGGCAUGCGACCUCACCCGAUUCUUGCCGUGAACAUUGAUCAGGAUGAGUUCGCCUGGGGUGCGGUGACCUUGGCCUACAUGUAUCGGCAGCUGGGAAUGGCAUCUAGGGCUGGUUGCAAGACCAUUGCGGGUUGCCUCACAUUGCUCCAGACAUGGAUCUAUGAGUACUUUCCCGCUUUUCGCCCUCAUCCUCGCCGAGCAGACGUGCCUAAUAAGACUAGGGCGGAGAUGUGGUCCACAAAGAAACCAUGUCGUGAGGUGAACAGGCUGAGAGACUGUCGUAGCAUACUUGACUCAAUGACAGAAAUUCAGGUGGAAUGGAAUCCGUACAUGACUGCUCCAAGGGCAUUACUGAAUGAGCACCCACGCACUAGCUUCAUCGGGGGUAUCACUUGCUUUGAUAUGGUCGAGGUGUAUUUGCCGGAGCGGACAGUGCGACAGGUCGGCUUUGUGCAGGCUAUUCCCCCCCAUCCUAUGAGACCAGCCAAGGCUCUCCGACCGGCACACGGUACCUACUUCGUGACCUUUGCUUCUUCUGAUGUUUAUUUGGAGGCAUGGAGUAGGUUCCCCUUUAGUGCCCGCCUUGUUGAGCAGGGACUUCGUCGGGCAUCUGUUCCAUCAGAGGCUGAACCUACUUAUGUUGACUGGUUCAGAGUGUGCUCGCACCCGUACAUAGCCCCCGACGAAGGGCCGACUUCCGGUCCUGGUCCUUCCCAGAGCAAAUCUGAAUACUUUUUCAAUGAAUGGCCCAGUCGAUUCGCUCCAGUGGCUAGACUACCUUUUUCGCUCGCGGAUAUGAACCCCCGUCAACGACAUGCGUUAGAAAUAUACCUUAAUGAUUGCAGAGAUUUAUUUGCUCAAUGGCAAACAUUUAAAGGGCAAGGCCCUUCAUAGUCUGUACUUAAACUAUUUUACAUUAAUGAUUAUAUUUAUUUUCGUCAA
Messenger RNA from Amaranthus tricolor (Joseph's coat), 2448 nucleotides. Its product is annotated as protein MAIN-LIKE 1-like. Lineage: Eukaryota; Viridiplantae; Streptophyta; Magnoliopsida; Caryophyllales; Amaranthaceae. The transcript is spliced from 4 exons. Gene Ontology annotation, biological process: meristem maintenance; meristem development. The record is from RefSeq and is a predicted model, not a curated record. The coding region runs from base 457 to 2400 and encodes 647 amino acids.